GACAACCUCCCUAGGAGAACAUGCCUCUCGCAAAAGAUUCCCUUCAUCCCUCCCCAGAAGAGGAAAAGAGGAAACACAAGAAAAAGUGCCUGGUGCAGAGCCCCAGUUCCUACUUUAUGGAUGUGAAAUGCCUGGGAUGCUGUAAAAUCAUCACAGUCUUUAGCCAUGCGCAAACGGUAGCCUUCUGUGUUGGAUGCUCCACUGUUCUCUGUCAGCCUACAGGCAGAAAAGCAAGGCUGACAGAAGGAUCCUACUUCAAGGGGAGGCAGCAGUGAGAGCCCCUGACUCAAGAUGAGUGGGAACCCACCAAUAAACACAUUUUGGAUAUAUAGUGUUUGUCUUGUUUAACUCGUAGGCUGUUGUGCCUCAAGUACUUCAGGGCAACCAGAAGAGUGGUCCUUUUGGGUCAAGAAGGCCUUGAAGAUUAAAGUCCAUUCAAAAAAUGAGAUUUAAGGGCUGGCAAGAUGAUUCAGCCAGCAGAGACUGUUGACAACAAUUAAGUCCCCAGAACCUACAUGGUGGAAGAAGAGAACAGACCCCUUCAAGGGGUCUCUGUCCUCCACACUUGUGCCAGGGCUCCCUUCCUUCCUA
Messenger RNA from Acomys russatus (golden spiny mouse), 591 nucleotides. RefSeq names its product 40S ribosomal protein S27-like. The record is from RefSeq and is a predicted model, not a curated record. Gene Ontology annotation, cellular component: ribosome; cytosolic small ribosomal subunit. The coding region runs from base 21 to 275 and encodes 84 amino acids. Gene Ontology annotation, molecular function: RNA binding; structural constituent of ribosome. Gene Ontology annotation, biological process: translation; ribosomal small subunit assembly. NCBI's taxonomy places the organism in Eukaryota, Metazoa, Chordata, Mammalia, Rodentia, Muridae. The transcript has a single exon.